AUGGCGACGCAGGAGAGACAAGCGACUAAGGCGGUCGUCAGUAAUGGCGAGGUUAGCAGUAACGGAAGCGCUGCGACAACAGACGGUCAGACGGUGCAGACGACAGAAAAUGCACAGGACCCUCAACAGCAGCAACAACAACAGCAGCAGCAGCAGCAGCAACAGCAACAAGCACCUAAUGCCUGGCAAGUUAUUAAAGGGGUUCUCUUCAGAAUUUUUAUCAUCUGGGCCAUCAGUAGCUGGUUCCGUCGAGGGCCGUCCACUCCAGACCCCAACACCCCGGCCGGGGCCCCCAGAGUACCGAGCAGGAACCUCUUCACUAAGGACACCUUAAUGGAUAUGUACGUGUACAUCUCCCAAGAGGAAGUCUUCACCGACUUCAACAACACAGAUUCUCUCUUCUGGUUCCAUCGGGACCUAGUCUACGGAGACUGGUCCACGGGGGAGAACGGGGACGGCUGCUAUGAGCACUAUAAAGAGAUGGCUAUCCCUGAGGCCGUGCAGCAGAACGGCUCCCUCUACAUUCACGUAUAUUUCACGAAAAGUGGACUGCAGCCAGACCCCACCCGGAAAGGGCAGUAUCGCCGACUGGCAACUGUUCAUGCAUCGCGAAUGCUGAACAAAUUCAAACGUAGGAAGUUCAUGAAGACCAAGAAUCUGCUCACGGGAGAGACUGAAGCAGAUCCUGAGAUGAUUAAGCGAGCAGAGAGCCACGGUCCUGUGGAGAUCAUCUCUCACUGGCACCCCAACCUCACCAUCAACAUGGUGGAUGACCACACAGCCUGGGUGAAGGGCUCUGUCCCACCUCCGCUAGACCAACAUGUAAAGUUUGAUGCACUGAGCGGUGACUACUACCCAAUCGUGUACUUCAAUGACUACUGGAACCUUCAGAAGGACUACUAUCCCAUCAACGACACCCUGACAACACUGCCACUUCGCCUCAACUACUGUCCGCUAUCCUUGUGGCGCUGGCAGCUUUACGCUGCCCAGAACGCUCGCUCGAUAUGGAACUUCCUGCCCGAGGACACCUAUGAGCAUGAUGAGGAUCAGGACUCUGUCAAGGUGGCCCUGCUAGAAACCAACCCCUACCUUCUAGGACUCACCAUUGUGGUCUCCAUCGUUCACAGCAUCUUUGAGUUUUUGGCCUUUAAAAAUGACAUCCAGUUCUGGAACAGUCGACAGUCUUUGGAAGGCCUGUCUGUGCGCUCCAUCAUCUUCGGAGUUUUCCAGUCUCUGGUGGUGCUGCUGUACAUUCUCGACAACGAGACCAACUUUGUGGUGCAGGUCAGCGUCUUCAUCGGCCUUCUCAUCGACCUCUGGAAAAUCACCAAGGUUAUGGAUGUUAAAUUGGACAGAGAGAACAAAAUCGCCGGAGUUUUCCCGAGACUCGUUUUCAAAGACAAAUCUACAUAUGUGGAGUCCUCUACCAAAAUCUAUGACGAUAUGGCAUUCAAGUACUUGUCAUGGCUUCUCUACCCUCUGUUCGGUUGUUAUGCCGUCUACAGUUUAUUGUAUGUGGAGCACAAAGGCUGGUACUCAUGGGUACUCAGCAUGCUAUACGGCUUCUUGCUAACCUUCGGCUUCAUCACGAUGACGCCGCAGCUAUUCAUCAACUACAAAAUGAAGUCAGUCGCCCACCUCCCGUGGAGGAUGCUCACAUACAAGGCUCUCAAUACGUUCAUUGAUGACCUGUUUGCCUUUGUCAUCAAGAUGCCAAUGAUGUACAGGAUAGGAUGCCUCAGAGACGAUGUGGUCUUCUUCAUCUACCUGUAUCAGCGCUGGAUUUAUCGAGUAGACCCCAACAGGGUAAACGAAUACGGAACCAGCGGAGUAGAUCAUCAACAGAAUAACACGGCGGUGGCCGCAUCCAACGUCCCAGUCACUACAGACAAACCAGAAGGGGAGAAAAAGAAUGAUUAA
Nerophis lumbriciformis (worm pipefish) is the source of this 1920-nucleotide messenger RNA. The record is from RefSeq and is a predicted model, not a curated record. NCBI's taxonomy places the organism in Eukaryota, Metazoa, Chordata, Actinopteri, Syngnathiformes, Syngnathidae.